AUCUUAUGACAUGUAUAUCUGAUGAUUAUUAUUUAGUGGUUUCUCAAUGUUAUAAAUCAUAUGCAGUCAGAGUCGCAUUCAUUAACAGGAAUGUUUUCAAAACAGGAAACUAUGGCAUCAAACAUCGUAAGAAUUUGUUAUGUAUAAACGAGUAAAGUUGCCAAAACACCGGUUUUUCAUUUCCUCAGUAUCUAUUCACAUCUAAAAAUAAUUCAUAAUAUUUCUGAAAACACUUGCAUUCGUUACGCAAACAUGUCAAUUUUUAUUAGCCUCUGCAAUAAAGCAAGAUUUCAUUCAGUUAUCUGUGCGAUCGUAGAGAGAGAAUAUGUACAAGUAGCAACUGUCAAAGGCGGUUUCGUUAUAUAGGAGCUACGAAAAGGCAUAAACAAACAUUCAUUGAGAUACACAUGACGAUGAUUUCUGCCAUUGCAUCGUCCAGUCGAUGUUCGGCUCCCUGUAAACCAUGUAAACCGUCGUCAGCAUCACCUUCAUACAAAGUAAAAAGGAAAAAGAGUAUUGAAGAUGAGAGAAAACAGAGUUUUGAAGUUGAUAAACGUUUUGAUAUCGAUGGAGCAAAACAUAUUUCAGAAAAGGACCGUGAAGCUUUCUUAUCGUAUGGAUUAUUUAAUAUAGUGGCAGGAAAACGAACAGCAGAAUUACUGGAGAAACACCAUCGUCAUGAGCAUGAUGAACCACAUGGUAGGCGAGGAUCAUGCACAAGUCGUCGAUGUUCUGAACCGGAAAUACUACGCCAUUCAGCCAAACACGAGUUUCUGCUAACUCCUCCUAAAAAGGAAAACUUUUUUGAGAAGCACCAGACACCCAAAGAAAUGUAUUCGUCUCAGAAACAUUUGUUAGAUGUGAGACCAGUAUCGUCCGAAAAACGCAGCUUGAAGAAAGCUGUAAAAUCAAAAAGUAAAAACCUACAAGAAUUCUUCAAAAAGUUAUGAGACCAUCCAUGGCACACAUAUGCUUACUUGUGAAUCAAUAAUUCAAAUAUACAUAGUUCAUUACAAGUAAACAUGCAUUUACGAACCUUUUUUUUAUAAUGCAUACCAUUAAAAUAAACAAAGUCAUAUAGGUUGGCUUCUGUUUCACGUUUUCAUCAAAUCAGCAUGGAUGGUGGUCAACAGAGAGGCAGCGCAUUGAAUACUAGUAAACGAUUUCUUUGACGUGCUCGUGCUGGUGUAUGAAAAGGGUUAAGAAUACACAACAUUUGUACAUAAACUCAUAUUCAUAAACAAAUGAGGAUGGUAAUUUGUUGUAUAAUUAAUAAACAUGUGAAUCAUAGCAUAAUUAUAUAUAUUAAAGCAAGUCUUAAAUAAUA
Mytilus trossulus (common blue mussel) is the source of this 1327-nucleotide messenger RNA. RefSeq lists its product as uncharacterized. Lineage: Eukaryota; Metazoa; Mollusca; Bivalvia; Mytilida; Mytilidae. The record is from RefSeq and is a predicted model, not a curated record. The coding region runs from base 408 to 950 and encodes 180 amino acids. The transcript is spliced from 3 exons.